Molecule: messenger RNA, 659 nt
Organism: Thamnophis sirtalis
Lineage: Eukaryota; Metazoa; Chordata; Lepidosauria; Squamata; Natricidae
Source: RefSeq, a predicted model, not a curated record
ACGCCGCCGCGGGACCUCCCGACCCCUCCCUCCCCCCUUUUCCCCACAGCGGAUAAGAGGCCGGCAAGCCACGUCGGGAGUGCCGGACUCGCGGUUUCUUAUCCCGUCUAAGGCUCGCUUAGCAGUUGAUGCAGAAAAUAAAGAGGGCUCGGCUGGAAAACGAAAGCACAGGAAGUUGGAGAAGUUCCUUGACCAGUUCUGGAGGAAGGCUGAAGAUGACAGCGGUGGACGCUCUGUCCGACAGCGCUGAGGCAGUAGAGAUGGAGGACGCCUCCAUGUCCCAGUUCCAGGUGGAGAAACACUCGUGGGAGGGGCUGCGUGACAUCAUUCACGGCAGCCGGAAGUACACGGGAAUGAUCGUGAAUAAGGCCCCCCACGACUUCCAGUUCGUCCGUAAAACAGAAGAAUCAAGCCCUCACUCCCAUCGGCUCUAUUACCUGGGAAUGCCGUAUGGAAGCCGGGAAAAUUCUCUCCUUUACUCGGAGAUUCCCAAAAAGGUACGGAAGGAAGCCCUCCUGCUGUUGUCAUGGAAGCAGAUGCUGGAUCAUUUCCAGGUGAGCACACCUGCGCAGGUGGCCCUCGGUUGUUUCAGCCAAAUCAGGACUUGGGACACAGGUAGUCCUCACUUAGCGUCCACUUUUGGGACCCUCCAUUGCUAA